Molecule: messenger RNA, 3041 nt
Organism: Dinoponera quadriceps
Lineage: Eukaryota; Metazoa; Arthropoda; Insecta; Hymenoptera; Formicidae
Gene: Uch
Product: ubiquitin carboxyl-terminal hydrolase isozyme L3
Exons: 7
Coding region: 147-824 (225 amino acids)
Biological process (GO): protein deubiquitination; ubiquitin-dependent protein catabolic process
Cellular component (GO): cytoplasm
Molecular function (GO): cysteine-type deubiquitinase activity
Source: RefSeq, a predicted model, not a curated record
AGAUCUUACGAAUUUAAAAUAAGGCGAAGAUAGGAGACGGUUCUUUACCAGACGAACGUUUACCGGCGUUUUCAAGUGGGAUCUUGGCAGCUGCGUAUAUCAGAAGUAACAGGAUUUGGAGCUGUCAAAGAACUGUGUGAUUCAAUAUGGCUUGGGUACCUUUAGAAUCAAAUCCAGAGGUUAUGACGAAGUUCCUCCACAAGUUGGGCGUUCCAAAGAAAUGGUCGAUCAUAGAUGUAUACGGUUUAGAUCCGGAAUUAUUGGCGAUCAUCCCUAAACCAGUCUUGUCUGUUAUUUUGCUUUAUCCUGUCACUAUAAAGAAUGAAAAGACUGAAGAAGAGGAGGAAUCAGCUAAAGAUAAAAGUGACACCCCGGAUAUUGUUUAUCAUAUGAAGCAAUAUGUCUCGAAUGCUUGUGGAACAAUUGCAUUAGUUCAUAGUGUAGCUAAUAAUUUGGAUGUUUUACAGUUAGAGGACGGUUUUCUCAAGACAUUUUUGGAUGAGACCAAAGGACUACCAUCUUCUGAACGUGGAGAACGUUUAAUAAAUGCACAAGGCAUCAUUGAUACUCACAUGGAGUCUGCCCAAGAAGGACAAACUGAGGCACCUGGUGAAGAUAUGGAAGUAUACCACCAUUUCAUUGCAUUUGUACAUAAGGAUGGCUCCCUGUAUGAACUAGACGGUCGAAAACCUAUCCCUAUCAAUCACGGUUCGACCUCAUUGGAAACGCUGCUGGAGGAUGCCGCUCGUGUCUGCAAGGAUUACAUGGCGCGUGAUCCCGAGGAAGUGCGUUUUACGGUGGUCGCGCUCGCUGCCACAGAAUAGACGACGCUCUUGUCCCGAGUGCAUUUGCCUCUAAAGCUAACUUAAGUUCGAUUAAUUUAUUUCGUAUAUGGACCUCAUACAUUUUGCGCUUCGGCAACGCAUUUAUUUCGUUCAAUUGUAGCUUUUCUAUGCAAUAUGUGGCAUAUUGAGAGAGAUUGAUGUUUAGAAAUGAUAAAAAAUGAAAGAAUAUUCAAAAGAAGCUUACACGCGCAGUUAUUCAUUGCAGAAGUUUGUUUUUAUUUAACGAAUCCUACGACUUACCAGAUCCUCAAUCUGUCGCAUAGAUUUUACAGCUUUAGAGCUUAAUAGAGCCGAAAAUAUAAACGGCAAUUUGGCGACGAACUCAAUGCAGAUUGCCAUUAAUUGCAGUUGCAUUAACCUCGAAUAUCGUUGGCAGAAUUUUCAGACGUGAUAUACGACAACGAAUUGGCGACAAAACCGAAUAGAUCAGCCUUGUUGACAUCGUCGAAUAUGGCAUGCGUACGCCCGUAUCCAAAUUCGUCGUUCUUUUGCCGACAAUACUCGAAGUAGACGAUUUACGAAACCUGCUCUAGAGGAGCUCGUCUGUGCGGGGAUAUUUUCGAACACUGAAAGAGGCAGGAAAAAUAGAAAACUGAGUGACGCGAGAUGCUGUCGAGAGACAACAAACUACAGAAUAUGCAUUGAUUAAAGUCCUCGUGCUUUACAUAACCAGACGAGCGCGUGCCAGAGCGAGUUUUAGUCUGCGCGCGAGUCUGAAUCGACGAUAAAUCGAUAUCAGGUUUGAUACGCAUUGUUACUCCCCUCACAAAAAUAUUCCAACGUUUUUCUUCCAACUUCUCAUGUCAUGUAGCCCAUUUUGACCCAUUUUAACCCGUUCUUCGUAUCAUUUUUAUGUUCACUUAAUGCACUCUUAGAGACGCGCAGUCUGUUAAGCAAAGGAAUAUGAUGAGUACACGCUAGUAUGCAUGAGUUUUUGAGCAGAUCGACCGUUUUAAAUACUCAUUCUCCAACCGAUGAAUGACGGCGUGUUAAUACGUUCUUCUUAUAUUUAGCUUCGUUUCAAUAUGUUAAAGUGUCGUCCAUUUACUCGUGCUAUUUCAAGAUGUACAAUGUGAAUGUUUGUGUUAAACAAGUAAUUUGUACUCGUAGCUAGUGAUGUGAUAUUACUGACAUAAUACUGGUAUCGACAUUUUUUUUUCAAUAUCGGCUAGUUUUGCAUCGAUAUUCUCUCGAUAUUUCGAUAUUGUUUUUUUUUUAUUUUUUACUCAGUUGAUUUUCUAGAUAUUAUGUAUUUUUGCUUCAUGAAAAUUAGUGUAACAUGCAAUUUACGUUUUAAACCUAUCUUCUUUCAUGAUUUCUAUUACGUUAAGUUUGCAGUUAUUUAUUGAUUGCUGAAAUGAAAUAAAAUAAUCCGGACAUUUUUAUAAGUAUGCGGAGUCAAUCACGAAUGUCAUUCUAUGCGUAUAUUGUUUUAUUUCCAUAUAUACUGACAUAAACUGACGCUUCUGAUGUCAUCAAAUAAGGACAGUCAUAGCGAGAACAGAGGGUCUUAAGGCUCUGGAAUAGUCGCUGUGACUGUCCUCGUUUAAUAACGUCAGAAGUGAGAGAACAUAUUCCAUGAUUUUUUGUGUUAUAUUUUCAAAUAAAAAGUUGUAUCUACAAAAUGAUAUUUUUGAUCGAUUCAGCAAACUUGUAAAAUUGGACAAACACUUUUCUUUUAUUCGAACAAUCAAUGAAUAAUCGUAAAAAUAAUAUUAACAAAAUCAUAAGAAAAAAGGUUCAAAAAGAAGGUUCUAUGUCAAGUUGAUUUUACGACUAUUUAUUGAUUGUUCGAGUAAAAGAAAAGUGUUCGUCCAAUUUUACAAAUACUCAUAAUAAUACGUUAAUAUCAUUUUGAUAUAUUCGUAAUCCGCUAUAAUUAUUCAUUAUUCAUUGGAAAAUGCCCCUUUCCGAUGUCAAAACAGGGUCAUACUCUCUCAACCGAACGCACGCUUUCAUUACUUUAACAGUUUACGCGGGCUAAAAACAAUGAAAUAUAUCUUUAAGGAUCGGUAAUAUUCGUUUUUGACGAUGAGUACUUCAUUUAUAGGGUGUAUAGGACAAAACGAAUUUUGUAUCUUGAAGAAACAUUCGCUUGUCAAUAUUCAGUCUCUAAUCAAAAGACUGCGAAGGUGAAACGAUAAUAAAUGUAUCAGUACGAUUUAAUUGUUUUUAAAUAAAUUUAUUAUAUGUUUU